Messenger RNA from Cetraspora pellucida, 420 nucleotides. The record is from the annotation of a GenBank genome assembly. NCBI's taxonomy places the organism in Eukaryota, Fungi, Glomeromycota, Glomeromycetes, Diversisporales, Gigasporaceae.
AUGGUGGCUAAGGAUUUCAGGCUAAGUAGUUUCUUUGAUUCAAUAUAUAAUGCAUCACUUCCUGAAAAUAAUAAAAGUGAUAAAUAUUUAGAUAAAUUUGAUGGGGUUUCAACAGAUGCUAUAGAUAUCUUAUUACAUGCUGGUAUAACAAUUUCACAAAGGCAUCUUGAUAGAGAGAAGGCAGCUAUUACUGAUAAUCAUCUCAUUGAUGCAAUAGCUAUUCCACAAGUUAAACCAGAUGAUAUAUCAAUUCAUAAUCCAAAACUAAUUGAUUUUGAAAUUAUAUGUACUUUUUUAGAUCACUACUAUAUGAGACAAAUGGCUAAAAUGUUUAAUGACCAGUUUUAUUAUAAAAUAUCCUUGGAUAAGAAGCUUGAAAAUAUGACUUUUCACAAAUACAAUGAUCACAUAAAAGAAUGA